AUGCCGGAAUGCCCGGACCGCGGGGCCAAGACGGCCCCCAUCCAUCAUAAAAUCUCCUUCUCCAUCUUAGACAUCCUGGAUCCCCAGAAAUUCAGCAGGAGACGCGAAGCGGCCGCGGGGAGCCGGGGCAGCGCCCCCCGCUCGGGCGAGCGGGAGAAAAGUUUGGGAAGAGUUGAAGUAGGAAAAGACGCUGCUGCUCCCGGCAGCGGGAGGAAUAAACUAGAGGCACAUGAUGCGCACUCCCCGGCGGAGAGCGGCACCGAGGCAGCGGGGCAGGAACGCGACGAGGCGGGUCCGGCCGGGGACGGCACCGGGAGCGGGUCCGGGACCCAGCCCGCCGCCCGCCCGCCCGGUCCGGAGGAGCCGGGCUCGCCGCGGGGCGCCCGGCGGCGGCGGGCGGAGGCGGGGUGCAGCAAACCGCGGCGGGCGCGGACGGCAUUCACCUACGAGCAGCUGGUGGCCCUGGAGAACAAGUUCCGAGCCACCCGGUACCUGUCGGUCUGCGAGCGCCUCAGCCUGGCGCUCUCCCUCAGUCUCACCGAGACACAGGUGAAGAUUUGGUUCCAGAAUCGACGCACCAAGUGGAAGAAGCAGCACCCGGGCACCGACGGGGCGGCCCCCGCCGCUUCCCCUGCGGCGGCGGCGGCGGCGGGGGGUGGCGGCAGCCCCAGCCCGCCGGGUCCCGGCGCUCUCCCCUUCCAGACUUUCCCAUCCUACACCGCCGCUAACCUCCUGGUCCCGCCGGCCGCCCCCUUCCCGCUGGGCGGCGGCGCCUUCGCUCCCUUCCUCGGCCCCGCGUACCUCGGCCCCUUCUACGCCCCGCACCUCUGA
Messenger RNA from Chroicocephalus ridibundus (black-headed gull), 831 nucleotides. It is a transcript of the gene NKX1-2, whose product is annotated as NK1 homeobox 2. Gene Ontology annotation, cellular component: nucleus. The transcript has 2 exons. The coding region runs from base 1 to 831 and encodes 276 amino acids. Gene Ontology annotation, molecular function: RNA polymerase II cis-regulatory region sequence-specific DNA binding; DNA-binding transcription factor activity, RNA polymerase II-specific. NCBI's taxonomy places the organism in Eukaryota, Metazoa, Chordata, Aves, Charadriiformes, Laridae. Gene Ontology annotation, biological process: regulation of transcription by RNA polymerase II; cell differentiation. The record is from RefSeq and is a predicted model, not a curated record.